Messenger RNA from Lycium ferocissimum, 417 nucleotides. RefSeq lists its product as uncharacterized. The transcript has a single exon. The record is from RefSeq and is a predicted model, not a curated record. NCBI's taxonomy places the organism in Eukaryota, Viridiplantae, Streptophyta, Magnoliopsida, Solanales, Solanaceae. The coding region runs from base 1 to 417 and encodes 138 amino acids.
AUGAAUUGGGAAGAAGCGACCAAACUCAGGUUGUUUCAGCUCAAUGAGAUGGAUGAGUUCCGCUAUCAGGCAUAUGAAAGUGCAGCGCUAUACAAAGAGAGAAUGAAGCAGUAUCAUGACAAGAAAAUCCUGAAGCGGGAAUUCUACAAGGGUGACCCCGUCUUGCUGUUUAAUUCUAGAUUGAAGCUGCUUCCGGGCAAAUUGAAAUCACGGUGGUCAGGUCCCUUUGAAGUGGUAAGUGUCUCACCCCAUGGAGCUAUUGAAUUGAAGUCCGAAGACGGAACUCGGACAUUUAAGGUGAACGGGCAGAGGGUGAAGCACUACCAUGGUACGAUUGACGGAGAUAGAGUUGUGGACCGAUAUCGGUUGAAGCACCUUGGGACGAAUGCUGAAGCGGCGAGUCCCGACCAAGAGUAA